Molecule: messenger RNA, 3105 nt
Organism: Pollicipes pollicipes
Lineage: Eukaryota; Metazoa; Arthropoda; Thecostraca; Pollicipedomorpha; Pollicipedidae
Product: ATP-binding cassette sub-family A member 3
Biological process (GO): transmembrane transport; lipid transport
Cellular component (GO): membrane; intracellular membrane-bounded organelle
Molecular function (GO): ABC-type transporter activity; lipid carrier activity; ATP hydrolysis activity
Source: RefSeq, a predicted model, not a curated record
CCUAGAACCGGGGUGGCAGGCGCGCGAGGAGGCGUCCGGGCUGGCACCGUCAGCGACGCCGACCGGGUCGGCUGGACACUGCUGCCAUCUAUCGCUGCCCAUCCAACUUAAGCCAUCAUGGGGCGACCGCAAUCAUCGUGGGCCAAGUUUCGGCUGCUGAUGUGGAAGAACUGGACACUGCAGAAGCGGCACAAGGUGCAAACAGUGAUGGAGCUGCUGCUGCCGCUAAUAUUCACCUCCUUGCUGGUGCUUAUUCGAUCGCUGACGGACGCCACUAACUACCCGGAUCCAACUCUGUACCAGCCGUAUUCAGUGGACAAGCUGCCCUACAACAUGACACACAACACCAGCCUACUGGACCCGCUGGAGAUUGUGAAAGCGACGCGUCAGGUCUUCCCGGACGGCGUGCCCGACAGCCUUCGCGAGCAGGUGGAGGGGAUCGGCCGUAGCGCGCUGCUGGAAAUGGCUUCUGGAGCGUACUCGUCCGACGGCAAGAUCAUGCAUGUCGGCUACACUCCCAACGCGACCCUGGCCGACAGCGUCAUGAGCAUUUUCGAGCGGAGGCUAAGCCCCAACGUCAGGGUCCAGGGCUUCAGCAGCGAGUCUGAGCUGGUUGACUGGCUGGAGGAAAGCAGCACGCCGUUAGCACAAAAACGUAGAAUUGGAGGCAUAGUCUUCCAAGACGACAUGACCUCCGACUUUGGCAGCCGGAUCUCAUUUAAGGUGCGGCCGCAUGUGCAAUCGGUGGUGCAGGCGUUCAAGCCGCCGGCCCUCUGGUACACCAGCCUGCAGUACCCAGCCUUCCAAAUGCUCGGGCCCAGGGAGAAGUCAGCCCCUGUCGGUGGAAACCCGGGUUACUUCAUCAACGGCUUUCUGGCGAUGCAGCACGCUGUGUCGGCGGCCAUCACCGAGCACAUCUCGGGCCAGGAGGUGACGUUUGCGGUGAAUGCCGAGCGCGUGCCUUACCCCAGCUACAACGACGACCAGUUCCUGGUGGUGCUGCAGGGCUGGCUGCCGCUGGUCAUCAUGCUCAGCUUCAUCUAUCCUUCCAUCAACAUCGUCAAGAACAUCGUGGUCGAGAAGGAGCGCCGCCUGAAGGAAUCGAUGAAAAUGAUGGGACUACCCAACUGGAUCCACUGGAUGGCGUGGUGGGCCAAGUCCUUCGUCCAGCUCGUAAUCUCCAUCGGGUUGAUGACCCUGCUUGUUGUGGUUGACUGGUACAGGGGGCCAGAGGGAGAGGCCGUGCUAUCCCGCUCUGACCCGUCCGUCAUCUUCGUCUUCCUCUUGCUGUACACCAUCACCUCCAUCGCCUUCUGCUUCAUGAUCUCCACCUGGUUCUCCAAAGCGAACAGUGCGGCCACUGCGGCCGGCGUGCUCUUCUUCGUGCUCUUCAUUCCGUACGACUUUCUGUACCUGCAAUACCAGACAAUGCAGCUGAACCAGAAGAUAGGCGCCUGUAUCAUGGGCAACACGGCAAUGGGCUUCGGUGGCAUGUUGAUAAGCAUGUGGGAGGGCACAGGUGUUUAUGGUGCUGCCCAACUACGGCCUUGGUAUGGCCAUGGCCGACAUCUAUUCCAACUACCAGGGUAUCAAGUACUGCGCGGAAAAACCCGAGAUCGAGAAAAUCUGUCUCGUGCUGAAGAACCUGAGCCUUACCAACCCGUGCUGCAAAAACUCGGGCAACUGCGGCGACGCCGGCUGCGUGGAGUGGAGCGAAAACUACCUGUCCGUCGAACGGCUCGGCAUCGGUCGCACUCUGCUCUUCAUGUUUGCCGAAGGUACAAUCUGUCUCAUCAUUCUCUGUUUGAUCGAGCUGCGCGUAGUGGACAGAAUCAAGUACCUGUACAACACCAGAAGAAACACCUACGGAAAGCUGCUACACGACCACAUGGAUGAAGAGGAUGCCAUCGUUCCCGAGCUAGACUCCGACGUCGCGGCCGAGAAGAAGAGAAUUCAGAACGGCGACAUCGAAGCACUGAAGCACGAAAAUGUCCUCGUCAUCAAGGACCUGACCAAGUUCUACGCGAAGAACUUCUUGGCCGUGGAUCGUCUAUGUCUGGCUGUGCCAAAAGGAGAGUGCUUCGGACUGCUUGGGAUCAACGGUGCCGGCAAGACGACCACCUUCAAGAUGCUGACGGGAGACGAGCUGAUCUCGUGGGGCGACGCCUUCCUCAUGGGCAAGAGCGUGCGGUCCGAUGUCACCGAGGUGCACAGGCUGCUGGGCUACUGCCCGCAGUUUGACGCCGUCAUCGAUCAGCUGACCGGACGAGAGACGCUGCAGAUGUUCGCCCGUCUACGCGGUAUCCACGAGGAAGACAUCCCGGGCGUGGUGGAGCAGCUCGCCGCCGGGCUCUUCCUCAGCGAGUACAUCGACAAGCAGGUGCGCGAGUACAGCGGCGGCAACAAGCGUAAACUGAGCACGGCGGUGGCGCUGGUCGGUGACCCUCCCAUCGUAUUCCUGGACGAGCCCACCACCGGCAUGGACCCGGUGGCUCGCCGCCUGCUCUGGGACGUCAUCUGCCGCAUCCGCGCCGCCGGCCGCAGCAUCAUACUGACCUCACACAGCAUGGAAGAGUGUGAAGCCCUGUGCACGAGGCUGGCCAUAAUGGUGAACGGCGAGUUCCGCUGCAUGGGGUCGCCACAGCACCUCAAGAGCAAGUUCGGCCAGGGCUACACCCUUCUCAUCAAGGUCAAGGUUUCGGACGCGGAGAAACAGGAAUUCUCAAAGUCACACCAGCGGGCCACCUCCAGCUCGUCCAUCACGCGUCAGCGACCGGCCAGCGUCGGUCCUCUGAAGCGUACGAUGAGCGCCAGCUCCUCCGUCCAGCCCGUCAAGGACUUCGUGGAAAAAUCCUUCCCCGGAUCCGUCCUCAAGGACGUGCACCAGGGCCUGCUGAACUAUCAGAUCACGGACGCGUCGCUGUCCUGGGCGCGCAUCUUCGGCAUGAUGGAGCGGGCCAAGGACAGGCUGAACAUCGAGGACUACUCCGUGGGCCAGACCACGCUGGAACAGGUGUUCCUGAACUUCGCCAAGGGCCAGCGUCCCGAAGACGGCGAGUGAGCACCGUGUCUGGGGCCAUGGAGCUAACGGCGCGUCCUCAGUGC